Prorocentrum cordatum is the source of this 318-nucleotide messenger RNA. The record is from the annotation of a GenBank genome assembly. NCBI's taxonomy places the organism in Eukaryota, Dinophyceae, Prorocentrales, Prorocentraceae.
AUGGUGCCGUUCACUGCGAAGGCACAGGAGAAGCAGCGCCAGGAGAAGCUACUGCAGGCGCGGGAGGAAAGGGCCGCGGCCGACGCGGCGUACGAGAGCGAGGCCGCCAAAGCCGAGGCCGAGGCGAAGGCCAGAAGAAAGGCCGAGAGGAUAGCUGCCAGGGAGAAGGCCAAGGCCGAGAAGGAGCGCACCCGCACGCAGAAGCGGCGCUGCAAGCGCAGCGAGAAGGUGCUGGAGUGGGAGGCGCUCGGCGCAGAGGAGUGCCUCGCGAAGCGCGCGCGGAAGGGCAAGAUCUCCGCAGAGCAGUUCGCGAAGAAG